Helianthus annuus (common sunflower) is the source of this 803-nucleotide messenger RNA. RefSeq names its product zinc finger protein ZAT11. Gene Ontology annotation, biological process: response to chitin. The transcript has a single exon. Lineage: Eukaryota; Viridiplantae; Streptophyta; Magnoliopsida; Asterales; Asteraceae. The record is from RefSeq and is a predicted model, not a curated record. The coding region runs from base 120 to 653 and encodes 177 amino acids.
AUUCAAAUAUUCAUUAUUUCAUUUUCAUUCUAAGUUUCAUUUGCACAAAAUAUUAUUUUCUAGUUCCAAUUAUUUGAGGAUUUGUGAUAAUAUAUUCAUAUCAUAUAUAUAUAGUAAAGAUGGUGUGUUUACCGAUGAAGCGAUCACGAGAAGACGAAUUCGACAUGACCUUAUCUAGCACGGCGAAUUACUUGAUGCUUCUUUCAAGGGGCACGGCAAGCCCUGAAUCUUAUGCGGUUGAUUCAGUUAGCCGAGUUUUCGAGUGCAAGACAUGUAACCGUCAGUUCACGUCUUUCCAAGCACUUGGAGGUCAUAGGGCUAGUCAUAAAAAGACAAGGCUUGUGACUGGUGACGUGGAAGGUCAUCAUGACGAAAUGUUACAAUCUAAGCCCAAGUUACACAAGUGCUCGAUUUGUGGGCUCGAGUUUGCCAUAGGACAAGCGUUGGGUGGGCAUAUGAGGCGGCAUAGGGCGGUUAUGGCGGCUGAGGACCACUCUCCACUUGUGAUUGAUUUGUCGUCUCCUGUGGUGAAGAAAGUGAAUAGUAGACGGAUUUUCAGUUUGGAUUUGAACUUGACACCGUUAGAGAAUGAUUUCGGGUUUAGAGUUGAUGAUGAGAAGGUUACUCCAAUCACGCUUGACUUUUUCUUAUGAUUGGAGUUUGAUGCAUUUUUGUUGAGAUAUUAUUUUAUUUGUUCAUUUGGGAUUAUAGAGUGUAACUUCUAUUUGUUGAUGAUUAGAGUUUAUGAUUGUAACUAUUAGUAUAAAUUUUUUAUACAAGAGGUAUGUCACUUCUAUUUGUUA